This is a messenger RNA of Osmerus eperlanus (European smelt), 1075 nucleotides long. Its product is annotated as dynein light chain Tctex-type 4. Bases 9 to 725 code for a protein of 238 amino acids. The record is from RefSeq and is a predicted model, not a curated record. Gene Ontology annotation, biological process: microtubule-based movement. Gene Ontology annotation, molecular function: dynein intermediate chain binding. Gene Ontology annotation, cellular component: cytoplasm; cytoplasmic dynein complex. The transcript has a single exon. NCBI's taxonomy places the organism in Eukaryota, Metazoa, Chordata, Actinopteri, Osmeriformes, Osmeridae.
GUUCUGCCAUGUCCAACCAGCAGCCAGCUCUCUCUCAGGAGGUCCUGGCCCAGUUCAACCAGACCACAGAAUCCUGGGGCUCACCCCGGAGACGCCAAGGGUCUAUUUCAACCCUCCGCAGCUCCCAGUCCCAGCCCAGGGACAGGAAGGGUCCUUGCCACCUUCCAAUGCCCCUCAGAGCUCACCCUGGGGGGGUUGGUGGUAGUGGAACCCCCAGGGGCUCCAACGUGAGCAACCCCAAUUCCCCCUUCUUCCGGCGGGAGUCUGGGGCCCUGAGCAAGAGGUUCUCCUUUGGCUGGCUGCAGGGAGGACGGUCCAGUUUCUCUGGGUUGACUCAUCAGUACCCAGCUGUGCAGGAGGAGGUGAAGCUGGAGAGCACCUACCGGACCGGGCCUGAUCAGGACAGCCGUUUCAAGGCAGCUCCCAUUCAGAACCUCCUCCAGGCUACACUGGAUAGCUACAUGGAAGGGGUCUGCUACAGCCCAACCGCUGGCAGCCAUCUUGGGCAGGUGUUGACAGAGAUGUUGAGGGAUAAGGUAAAGGAGGUCUGCCCGCCGCGCUACAAGAUCGUUUGUCAAGUGGUGAUCGGUCAGAACGGGAACCAUGGCGUCCGAGUGGUCAGUCGCUGCUUGUGGGACCCCUUGCUGGACGACUUUGCGGUUGCCACAUUCCAGAAUGCCUCCCUCUUCGUUCUGGCAAUAGUUCAUGGGGUUUAUCGUGAGUGAACAAGGUUUGGAUGGAGUGAAGAUGGGUACAAAUGAUUUGGUAACAGUGGUGGGUAGCAUCAACUCUACAUGCAUGAUAGAUCAUAGGGAAAUCCUGUGUGGCAUUUUGUGUCAUAGGUUCGGUGAAUGGUGGUAAAAGCUAGCUCCUGAUAAAGGAUCGUUUAGGCAAUUAGUUUAUGCAGCCAUACUUAACAUUUUAGUAAAAUGUUACCACUUCUAUGUUGUCUGGCAAGCCGAUAUGACUUUUGCAUUCAUUUGUCAGUUUAUGUAUUGCUAAAGAGGUUUUGUUGUACAUGCUUGGCCAAUGUCUGAAGGUGUGGAGUAUGACAGUUAUGAUUGACAGGAAUUUA